Dunckerocampus dactyliophorus (ringed pipefish) is the source of this 2021-nucleotide messenger RNA. RefSeq names its product DEAD-box helicase 19a (gene ddx19a). Gene Ontology annotation, cellular component: cytoplasmic stress granule; nucleus. Lineage: Eukaryota; Metazoa; Chordata; Actinopteri; Syngnathiformes; Syngnathidae. The record is from RefSeq and is a predicted model, not a curated record. Gene Ontology annotation, biological process: poly(A)+ mRNA export from nucleus. The transcript has 11 exons. Gene Ontology annotation, molecular function: ATP binding; RNA helicase activity; RNA binding. Bases 147 to 1592 code for a protein of 481 amino acids.
CUGAUGCCAGUGAAAGCAUCACAAGCACAGCGGUCAGAGCAAGUUGGCACUAAUUUGUCACCUCGCUAUCGCUGACUUUAGGACAAAGUUUUGCUGAGAGAAGUCUGACUUGUGUGAACAAAAAAGUUAGCAGCCGACAUUUUGAAAUGUUCGAGCAGUCGUGGGCGCUUGAGGCUGACAUGCAAGAUGCGAGCACGGCGCCUGUGCAGGCUGAGUCAGCAAAGAAGAUGGAUCGAGUGCGUCGUCCACGGAGCUUCACCAGAGAUAUCAACGGAAACGUUGAGCUGACCACAAGCAAACGAAGUGGAAAGUGUGAAGAAGAGAAAAUAGACCCGGCUGAAGUGUCCCUGCUCAACAAAAUGAUCCGCCGUUGUCUGGUGAGGAACCGGAACGAAGUGGAGGUCCUGCAGAGGGACCCCACCUCCCCACUGUUCUCCGUCAAGACCUUCGAGGAGCUUCGCCUGAAACCGGAGCUGUUGAGGGGGGUCUACGACAUGGGCUUCAACAGGCCUUCCAGGAUCCAGGAGAAGGCUCUCCCUAUGAUGCUGGCACAGCCACCUCAGAAUCUCAUUGCCCAGUCCCAGUCAGGCACAGGAAAAACUACUGCUUUUUCACUGGCUAUGCUCAGCCACGUCGACCCCGCCCACAAGUGGACCCAGGCUCUUUGCAUCGCGCCAACAUAUGAGCUGGCCCUGCAGAUCGGUCAGGUGAUGGAGCAGAUGGGCAAACACUACCCCAAUGUCAAGCUGGCAUACGGCAUCCAAGGCAAUCGAGUGGAGCGAGGCAGUAAGUUGCAGGAGCAGAUCGUCGUGGGAACCCCGGGCACCAUCCAGGACUGGUGCACCAAGCUGAAGUUCAUAGAUCCCAAAAAGAUCACCAUGUUUGUGCUGGACGAGGCUGAUGUCAUGAUCGCCACUCAGGGUCAUCGUGACCAGAGCAUCCGCAUCCACAGGCAACUAACAAAGGACUGUCAGAUGCUCUUCUUCUCGGCCACCUUCGAGGAGGAGGUAUGGCGGUUUGCAGAGAUGAUUGUUCCAGAGGCCAACAUCAUCCGUUUGCGACGUGAGGAGGAGACGCUGGACACCAUCAAACAGUUUUAUGUGCUCUGCAGGAGCAAGGAGGACAAGUUCACCACUCUGUGUGAACUCUACGGGAGUAUGACUGUGGCACAAGCCAUGAUCUUCUGCCAUACUCGUAAGAUGGCGUCUUUAUUGUCCUCUCACAUGACCAAGCAAGGCCACGUUGUGGCACUGCUGAGCGGGGAAUUGACUGUGGAGCAGAGAGCUAACAUCAUUGAACGCUUUAGGACCGGCAAGGAGAAGGUUCUUGUGACAACAAAUGUUUGUUCUCGAGGUAUCGAUGUGGAGCAGGUGUCCCUGGUGGUCAACUUUGACCUCCCCGUGGACAGAGAUGGGAACGCCGACAACGAAACGUACCUUCACCGGAUUGGCCGCACGGGACGCUUUGGCCGGCGAGGCUUUGCUAUCAACAUGGUGGACAGCCAGCACGGCAUGGAGGUCAUCAGGCAAAUCGAGAUUCAUUUUGCUUUGUGUCCUUAUUCAUCCUGCAGACAGGAAAAUCCCCAAACUUGAAACAGGGAAUGUUGAAGAAAUGGAAAAACAGCUCAACUGAACAGUUGCACCAACUCAGCACAGUGACUUUCAUCUACAGUGGCUCUUCCACAGGUUCAUUGUUUACAUUACAUGUUGACUAUGCAGACUUCUGAAGGUUUCUUUGAUGCACUUUUGAUUUAAAUGUUGACUUAAAGCUAAGCGCAAAGCUAGCUGUUGUGUACUACUACUUUGUUUGCAGUGGUUUUGCAGUGAUUUUUGUUGUUUUACUGGGAAUGUUAAUAUUGCAUAUUUUUGUGUGCCUAAACAUUUAGUCUGUUUCAGACUGCAGUGGCGCUGGUUACUACUUUCUUUUGUCAUCCUUUCAAUUUUGCUGCUGUGAGCUGCAUGGUUGUCCAUGAAUAAGGACAACAAACACCAAUGAUAUAUAAACACACUGUUGCCUUUAAA